AUGGCGCCUCUUCUCGAAGAUCCACGUAUCCGACAACGAUGGAAUCGUAUUUCGCAAAAUGCCGAGUCCGUCACGGAAACAGCGGCGGCAAACAUUUGGAAUUUCCAACACGAGUACAUUCAUCCAUGCUUUGCCUCAAUCGCCUUCGGUAUCGAACAGUGUACGGGAAUAUGCUUCCCAGAUCGCGAAGAACGGGCUCGGCGACGAAUGAGGGGAAGGGCUGAGGCAAGCUUUGAUUUUUAUGACGAUUGGGAUCAAGAAGAUCAUUUCAAAAAUCAUGGUUUAUUUGGGGGCUGGGGAACUGAUGAACUAGACAGACUUCUAGCAGGUAGAGGCCUAAGCUCAGGAAAAGGUAUUGGCAUUAAUCAGCCACCCAAAAGAAACCGGGGAAUGAGUUAUGGCACACGAGAGAGGCGGAGAAGUUGUGAUCAUGAUCCUACUAUUAUUCCAAGUACAAGUGCCUUGGGAUUCCUCGGUCGGUUGCCAUUUAAAUUGGGUGGCACAUUACGAUAUAAACCAAGCGCGGCAGACCUUCAGGAUCGCCCAGGAAUUGGACGUUCGAGACGUCGUAAAGAUAAUGAAAGAGCUCCUUUAAUAAUCGAUGACGACUUUGAUCAUGAUAGACAAGUUGGUGGAUCCAGACGAAGUAGGGCCUCUAUCGCGAGUUCUGGUGGAACAUCAGAUUCCCUUCGCUCACGCGGUGACCUAUUUCAAAGCGAUGAAGAAGAUGAUGCAGUACCAUUGAGUGAUGAAUUUUCCAUAGUGUUGGAACGACGAAUAACUGGUUCCAGCUCGGAUGAUACUAGUAUAAGUCGGAAUAAUGGAGGAAAAGAUGAAGCCUAUUGUAUAAGUACAGUUUUCAAGCCAGUAUCAGAGAACUCUCGGUCAUCCUCGUAUUCGAAAGUGUCAAUACGCGGACAGUGUACCAGCACUGGCUAUGCACAACCUGGAGCCCCGACAAUCUCAAGUCCAGCGGUGACGGUUCAGACACCAUCACUUUUUGACCUUCAGCAGGAAAAUGACAGAGUAACGCAAGAGGAAGAAAUUCUCAUUGAAGUUAAACGGAACGCAGCUGCAAAGUUGGCACUCCAACGUGGAUACUAUCUUAAUCAGGCGCCAAUAUCUAGUGACGAAAUAAAAACUGAGGUUCUCUAUGACAAAGAAGUUGUUGAACAAGAAUUGCCAGGAAGCAAUUAUACCACCGAACAAACCUGUGAAAUACUCAACGAUACAGAUCUUUCAAAUCUUACCAAACCUCACUCAGGCAAGAUAGAAACUUCGUCUAUAGGAUCUAUUCAGCCUCAAUUCAUACCUGCUAAGCUUUCACACCCUGGUUGA
Blumeria graminis f. sp. triticale is the source of this 1338-nucleotide messenger RNA. The record is from the annotation of a GenBank genome assembly. Lineage: Eukaryota; Fungi; Ascomycota; Leotiomycetes; Helotiales; Erysiphaceae.